Molecule: messenger RNA, 2253 nt
Organism: Populus euphratica (Euphrates poplar)
Lineage: Eukaryota; Viridiplantae; Streptophyta; Magnoliopsida; Malpighiales; Salicaceae
Product: probable inactive receptor kinase At2g26730
Exons: 2
Coding region: 1-1974 (657 amino acids)
Biological process (GO): protein phosphorylation
Molecular function (GO): ATP binding; protein kinase activity; protein binding
Source: RefSeq, a predicted model, not a curated record
AUGGGAUUUUCUACAUUCCUGAUCAAGCGUCUGUAUUGGCUUCUUUUGUUUACCUUCUUGAUAUUACACCUGACAGAAAUUGGCACAGCAGCCCUGUUUGAUCCUUCACAGUACCUCGAUGCUCACAGACAAGAAAGGGAUGCUCUUUAUGCUCUCAAGGCCAGUUUCAACAGCUCUUUUCUGAAUGAUAACUGGACUGGCCCUCAAUGCAAUACGGACUCUUCGUCAAGAUGGCAUGGCAUUCGGUGCUUCAAUGGUCGUGUUACUGAAAUUUUUCUGGAAAGUAUGAGGUUGAAUGUUACAUUAAUGGAUAUCGACGCGUUCGUCUUCCUCACAGAGCUGACGGUCCUGAGCCUGAAGAACAAUUCAAUAUCAGGGAACAUGGUGAAUUUCUCUUCCAACAACAAGAUGAAGCAACUUGAUUUGUCAGGAAACAGGUUGUAUGGUUCAAUCCCAAAGUCACUACUGAGUCUUAAAUUGUUGGAGUCUUUGCUUCUUCAGGAUAACUAUUUGACAGGGCCAAUCCCAGAAUUCAAUCAAUCCAGCUUGAGAGUCUUUAAUGUCUCCAACAAUGAUCUCGAUGGCUCGAUCCCAAAAACUCACGGUCUGCAAGCUUUUGGCCCUGAUUCAUAUUCUAGUAACCCUCAACUGUGUGGUCCGCCUACGCUCAACAUCUGCAAAAAUUUCUUUGCAACAAUAGAUGUAGCAGAUGAUCAGAACAAAGAAAGUUCUCCCGCUGAACCCCCAAGAAAGUCAUCUAUACCCAACUCUGCAAAGAUAUCUGUAGUUUUCAUCGCUGUUGGCUUCGUCGUGGCGAUUUUUCUCUUCUUUCUUCACUUCAAGAAGGCUAGGAAGCUUAAGAAAAAGGGCAGGAAAGUUGAGGAAAGAGGAGAAGAAGAAGAACAGCAACCACAGCAACAAGAUGCUACUUUGAUUGAUGAUGGUUUGGAGGGUGAGGAAAAACCUGUAAGGAGUAUAGAGGAGGAAAAGGGAAAGGCUGUCGAUAUCGAAGAAGAAAAAAGGAGGCUUAUUUUCGUAGAGGAAGAAGCAAAAAGUUUCACACUGAAUGAUCUUUUAAAAGCUUCUGCUGAGGGUUUAGGCAAGGGGAACUUUGGAGAUUGUUAUAAAGCUGUGAUGGAUGGCAAGGAAGCUGUUGUUGUAAAACGAAUAACGGAUUUGAAGCCAUUAAGUGGUAAAGAAUUCACAAGGCAAUUGCACAUAAUUGCUCAUCAGAAGCACCCCAAUUUGCUACCACUUCUAGCUUACCACAACUCCAAGGAUGAGAAGUUGCUGGUGUACAAAUAUGCACAGAAAGGAACCCUCUUCAAUCGCAUUCAUGGAAACAGGGGGAGGGACAGGAUUCCAUUUAGGUGCAGCUCGAGAAUUUCAGUAGCUCUAGGCAUUGCACGAGCCCUGGAAUAUCUUCACCUCAACACCAUCUCACAAAGCGUUGUCCCUCAUGGCAACCUAAGAUCAACGAAUGUUCUUCUUGAUUUGAACGAAAAGGUUCUGGUAUCAGAUUAUGGUCUCAGUUCAAUAAUAGCUCAACCCAUUGCAGCUCAGCGUCUUGUUUCGUACAAAUCACCUGAAUAUAAGACUACCAAGAGGGUUUCUAAGAAAUCUGAUGUUUGGAGUUAUGGUAGCCUUCUGUUAGAACUCUUGACUGCAAGGAUAUCAGUGUGCUCAGCUCCCCCAGGAACCGAAGGGAUGGAGCUUUGCAGUUGGGUGAAAAAGGCAGUUAGGGAAGAAUGGACAGCUGAGAUAUUUGAUAUUGAGAUUGCUACGCAGAGAAGUGCAAGUUCUGGGAUGCUAGAACUACUGCAGAUUGCUAUCCGCUGCUGCGAGAAGUCCCCCGAGAACCGACCUGAAAUGACUGAGGUUGUUCGAGAGGUGGAGAGCAUCAAAGCUCGUGUUGAAUCAGAAGAUGAAGAAGACUUGUCCAUGGAUCGAUCGUUAACAGAUGAAUCUCUUUAACAAAUGCCAGCCUUAAUUAGUGAUUACUCUAAAUUGUCAGCUUCAAAAAACCACAAUAUCAGAUCAGAUUAAAAAUAAAAUAUACAAAUGUAGAAGAACGAUCGUUACGCUUGACAUUUCUCUCUGUAUUAUGAUAUUGACCCAAAUCCACUAUAUAGCUCGGUGCUCAAGAGGUAUUGUUCCACGUUCGAGCUCGUUCGUAGUUUCAUGGUGAAUUUUGCCUCGAAAAGAUUCAUUUGAGAAGUUAAGGCAAUCAAGAGUGUCUUUGCCUAUUAGUCA